GAGGAGUUGGUGGUAAACCACAUGGCUGCCAAAACCAUAGAGAACAUGUGCAGCCGUGAGUCUCAAUACGCUCAGGGACUCAUCACUGCAGAGGUGGGACCUGCACUCUGGUAUCUGUUCACACACUCCACAGUGGAUGCACUCAGGAUCAGCGCUAUUGCAGCUCUGUGUAAAAUAACACGGCAAUCUGCGUCGGCCUUCCAGAGUGUGAUUGACAAGGUGGGAUUACCCAGCAUCCUCAGUUGUCUGGUGUCAGGCAUCAGCCGUGUCCAGCAGCACAUGCUCACUAUGUUCGCUGCCAUGUUGGCAUCAGGAGCACAUUCCCACAGACUGGUACAGCACUGGGACUUUGUUAUGAAGAUAAUCCGCUCUCUGGAGAGGCCGUCUUCAGUCAUCCGUGCCAAGGCCUUCCUCGUUCUUCUGCAGGUCCUUAUGAACAACAGAGAGAUGCUUCUGCUCUGCUGUAACUCCAGGUUGGUGAUGUACAUUGAAAGAGACGUCCGAAAGGCCACGCCAGGAAAGGAGCAACAAAGCGGCAAUGAAUACCUGUCAAAAUGCCUGACCCUCUUCAUCCGUCACACCGUGCACGAACUGCCAGCCAUCCUGGAUGACAUCCUGUCCGUGUUAGGCAGCAUUGUGGGAAGGAAGCACCCCUCUCCUACGCAGUCCCGUCAGCUGAAGCAGAGCCUCCCCAUGACGGCUGUGGUGCUGCAUCUGCUCACCUCACAGAUCUUCCGACCGCGGGUGGUGACUGAGGCCUUUCUCAUCAAAUUUGGAAAACUGUUGCAUCACAUAACCUCCAUUGACUCUAAUGAGACAAGUUUGGGAAGUACUAUAGGUCAAGCAGCAUCUGAGGAGCUGAUCAGAAACACACUAUCUGCAGUAGAGGCCAUUUCCCAACAUCCUGCUCUUCUCAGCCUCUAUCACUGCACUGUUGUGGAUUUGAUUGUACCACCGCUGGCGUCUCUGGCCUUCAGUAAGAAUGUGGAAUGGCGUAAUGUGAGUUUGCGUGUGCUGUCAGAGAUCACGCAGCUGCUACUGAGCCAAGAUGAGGUGGAGGAGGGAGAGAACGAGAGGCAGAGAGGGAGAGAACGAGAGGCAGAGUGGGAAGGUGAAGACAUCUCCUCCAACACUCGCUUGCUGACGCUCAUCUCUGAGGCCCUGCUGCCACAGUAUGAGACUCUGCUUCUGGUGUAUGCUCUCAAACUGCUGGUGUCGCUCACUGAGCACAGCUCACCCAUCAGCAGGCUUGUUAGAGAGAGCAGUCUCCUGCCUGCUAUCUUUGAAGUUAUAGAGCACCACCGCAUAGUCACAGUCGGCAGCACGAUGCAGAACGCCAUGGCUCUCCUCUGCAAUCUGAUUGGACAGAAGGGCACAGACCUCCGACCAUUCUACCAGCAAGGUAUGAUUGAGGUGGUGUGUAAUAUCUUUGUGGAAGUCUCUGGUGUGAGACUGGAGCGAGAAAUGCACUCAGGGCUGAAGAGCUGCUCUUCUCUGCUCCUCUGUCUGCUGGACAUCAUCCACUGCCUGCUCAAAAACCUUUCGUCUGUAGUCCGAAUGGCCCUGCAGAGAUCAGACAGUAAUGAAGACACUGAGGCUGCAGAGGAAGUACUGCUCAUCAACAAGCCACUGACAGACCUAAACAAUCUCCUCAUUCAGCUGCUGGCAUAUAAUGACAGUGAGGUGUAUGAGGAGGCCAGUCACUGUGUGUCUCUGCUGGCUCAGCUGUACAGAGGAGAGGAUGCGGACCACCUGCAGCCGGAGGAGCUGCUCAGCCUGGCACACGCAUUGCAGACGCACACUGAACCCAGACAGCAGAAACUGCUGCUCCGUGUGCUAAAACACUUGAUGAGUGCGGUUGGCAGCUCCUGUUGGGGUUCUUCGGAAGGGCAGAUCUUGGUUCACGUGCUGCAGAAACUGGCGCUGCCUACUAGGUCCCAAUCAGACAUGGCAGUGGAAUCUCUAGCUGCAGAGAUUCUGAAGGGCAUCGGGUCCCAGGCAGAACUCAGAUCCACAUAA
Molecule: messenger RNA, 2019 nt
Organism: Sinocyclocheilus grahami
Lineage: Eukaryota; Metazoa; Chordata; Actinopteri; Cypriniformes; Cyprinidae
Gene: ulk4
Product: unc-51 like kinase 4
Exons: 21
Source: RefSeq, a predicted model, not a curated record